Molecule: messenger RNA, 1761 nt
Organism: Paracoccidioides brasiliensis Pb18
Exons: 2
Coding region: 1-1761 (586 amino acids)
Biological process (GO): transmembrane transport
Cellular component (GO): membrane
Molecular function (GO): transmembrane transporter activity
Source: RefSeq, a predicted model, not a curated record
AUGACGCUCAUGACUGAUGACUACAGGGAUAACCCUGGAGUUCACCGCAGCACCGUCCGCAAGCUCGAUUUUAUCUUACUCCCUUUCCUAUCUGCCUUAUUUCUGGUUAACUCCCUCGACCGAUCCAAUAUCGGGAAUGCCGAAACUGCUCAUUUCACCCGUGAUGCAGGGCUUCAGCCAGAAGAUCUUAAUACUGCUGUUGCCUGGUUCUAUGUCUUCUUUGUUACGUUACAGCCCCUUGGAGCGGCCGCGGGGAGGAGAUUUGGAAUAAGUAGAUGGGUCCCGAGUGUAAUGACGCUUUGGGGGUUAUGUACCUUAUCACAUAUAUGGGUCCGGAAAAGAUGGCAGCUUAUUACGCUGAGGAUCAUGCUUGGGACACUUGAAGCUGGCUUCUACCCCGUUGCGGUAUCCUACCUCUCACUAUUCUAUACCCGCUUCGAGUUUGGACGUCGACUAGGACUUUUCUACGGCUCGUAUGGAAUAUCCGGUGCGCUUGGAGGUGUGGUCGCGUUCAUCGUCUUCUCUCUUUUUCCGCCAAGCGAGGACCCAAAAGACAAUACUGCCGCGUCUUCAGAUACCAUAAAACCAUGGCAAGUACUCUUCUUGGUCGAAGGGUGCUUAACAAUUGUCAUCGCAAUCAUUGGAUUUUUCUGGUUGCCCCGAAGUGCCGGGACUGCAUGGUUCUUCAAAACGGAAGAGAGAGCUUGGGCAGAGCAGCGUAUACUCAUUGAUCGAGAUGUCGCUGAUUACCCAAGACAAGAAGCUUCUGUAAUAUUGUCAGAUGAGCUUUCACAAGGAAGAAGCCGAAAUUCCGAUGAACAGCAACUUCGCCUUUUACCGGAAGAUGACAAUACCUUGAUGCCCCGGGAUAAUUCUCACUACUUAUCAGAUGCUGGAUUAUCAAAGUCGGAGCUCCUGUCGACGGUCCUCUUCUUGCCUCUAAUGCUCCCGAUUCUUCUUCUCAAUAUUGCUUCCGCCAUUCCCAACACCGGCUUCUCCGUUUUCCUUCCAAUCAUUCUAUCUUCGCUCCAACUUUCCUCUCCAAGCCUAAGUAACCUUCUCACCGCACCUCCGUUCCUCCUUGCCACUAUAUUCCUCUACAUAUUCAGUCACUGGAGCGACAAGUCCCGGAAACGUAUCUUUCCAAUAUUAGUCAGCCUCGUGGUGAUAGCUGUCGGUCUGAUUCUUACUGUCCUUAUCUCAUCACCCACCUCGUCACUUUCCCCGAUCAGGGCUAUGGCUCUUUAUUUCUCCUUGUGUGUGCUUCUGAGUGGAAGUUACAUCCCCAGCCCGUUAACUGUGACCUGGCUGGCAAGCAAUAUACCUAAUCCUGGCAAACGAACUAUUGUUCUGGGGAUUAACGGGUACGGAAAUCUAGCAGGCGUCUUUGCAUCUCUCAUCUUCUCUCCGCGUUUCCGGGCAGAUUCUUAUCGAAUUCCCUUCCUCAUAACCUUGGGUUUCGUUCUGCUCAGCUUCGGGGGAUUUAUGUUUCUGCGGCUAGUUCUACGCAUUAUCAAUGAUGCCAGAGCUAGGAUGUCAGCGACCCUGGCUGCGGAGGUUCGAGAGACUAAUUAUUCCGGCUCAGGCGGCAACUGGAGUUUAGUUGGAACAGGUGAGAUUCCUUCAUUUGUUGUUGUGGGUGGGACAUGGUGGGAUUCGCAAGUGAGGUACUGGUUUGGUAAAAGAUUAUUGGGAAUGGAUGAAAAUGAUACACGCCUUAGACGAGGAGAUGAAGGGCUCACAUUUCAAUAUGGACUUUGA